Pocillopora damicornis (cauliflower coral) is the source of this 698-nucleotide messenger RNA. RefSeq lists its product as uncharacterized. The record is from RefSeq and is a predicted model, not a curated record. Gene Ontology annotation, molecular function: metal ion binding. Lineage: Eukaryota; Metazoa; Cnidaria; Anthozoa; Scleractinia; Pocilloporidae.
AUGGCGUCGAUACCCGUAUAUGGCUGUGUUACAACCAUCUCAAUUCCUUUGGCAAAACCUUUAGCCUAACUCUUUGCCUCUCCUACAGCACCAUGGCUCGCAAAAGUUCUAAUUAUUAUCGAUCAAAGUCUCUUAAUGCCCAAUGGGAAGAUUUGAGUUGCUCGGUAAGUUAUCUUUUGAACGAGCACAAGGAACCAACACCGAAGGCGGAAAGUCUUGGGCAGAUUAAGACAGGGCAUUGGGUGAACAGUUCAGAACGUACUCACUGUGCUGAUGGAAGCUGUCGGAAGAAAUUUACGUUAACGGAGAGAAAGCAUCACUGCAGAAGGUGUGGGGAAGUAUUUUGUGGCAAGUGCUCUCAAUACAGGCGUCGGCUGUCAGUAUUUGGAACUCCAGAUCCAAAUGGAUUUAGCUACAGAGUAUGUAAAAGCUGUUUUGAUGUUGGACCACAGAGGGAUGGAGCUUUCCGCUCGUUAUGGAAAGAAUUCAACCACUUUCGAAACCUCACAAAAUCUAGGAAAAACAACAAUGAUCAUAAAGAUGGGCCUGGUCACCUUGUGACACAUAUAAAAGAAGAGUUACAACGACUUGUUGAUGGUUAUACCAAGCACAUUGGCCAGUCAAAAUUAAAGUCCUUUGUGAGUGAAACAUUUAGCUUUGUGAAGAUCCCAGACUGGCAAAGAUCAAAACAUUGGAUG